CUCUUCUUUCCCCCCGGUUGUUAAAACUCUUCCUCCCUCCGUCCAUCCGCCCGCUUUCACAAUGCCGCUCGAUGAUCGCCGCUAUGACGCAAUUCAUCCCUUGCGUUUUCUGAUCUCUUAGAAAGAUUAUUCCAAAAUUCAUUUGCUUGCUGAUCGGAGCUCCGAAAUCGCCGCCGUUAAACAGGUAGGAAGGGGGGGCCUUGCGAUGUCGUGGUUCAGGUCGGCAGUGAAUCGAGCUGUCGUUGCCGGAGGUCACUCCAGUUUGUCGCGCACCGUACGCACCGUCGCCGACACCGUCGUCGUUCAGGCCGGCAAUGCCGUCACCGGUGGCGCUAAGAUCAUUACGGACCGAAUUGAGAAAUUCCUCCUUUUCUCGCUUCAAAAGCAGGGUUCUCGGAAUCUGCAGAACUUCCGGCAGACAGCGAAAAGGCUGGAGGAAGUCGCAGUUUCGUACAGAGGGAUCGAAAGGGUUCAGCUGAUGCGGCGGUGGUUGGUGGCGCUUAAGGAAAUCGAGAGGCUAUCUGCUUCGUUUACCGCGGAUGAUAACAAAUCAGCAGACGAAAAUCUUUUCCCCGACGAUUCCAAGGAAUCCCCCAAAAAGCCCACAAUGAUAUAUUACUUUGAUCCUGAUUUUGGGACGAUGAAUUUUCGCGAUGUGUUUCUCUACAGUCAGGCCCUCGAAGGCAUUGCUUUGUCCAUGAUUCUUGAAGCACCAAGCGUGGAGGAAGUCUCUAUGCUCCUAGAGAUGUUUGGGCUUUGUCUUGCAGGAGGGAAGGAUGUUCACCAAACGCUCAUCGACAGCAUACAGACUUUGGCAAAAGCAUUCUCCACCUACCGCGAUGAAGUGCUGGUGAAGCGAGAAGAACUGCUCCAAUUGGCUAAAGGUGCGAUCUCAGGGUUGAAGAUGAACGCCGACCUUGCAAGAAUAGAUGCUGAAGUCGGCAGAUUACUGGAGAAACUUGAAAAGCAGGAAGAGCUCAAUAAUCCUUCUUCCCGUGACUCUACUGAAAAGUCGAUAAAAGAAACAACACAGGAUCUAAAAGAUACGCUCAAAAGAAUCCAGCUCUGUUCUACCUUAGAGGCUCUCCUAAUAAAGAAGAGAUCUUUGACCAACGGGGACUCCGCGCAGGCCCAUGCAGAGAAGGUGGACAAAUUGAAAAUCCUGGCAGAAUCUCUUAUUAGUUCCACCAAAAAGGCUGAAAGCCGCAUCGUAGAUCAUAGGUGUCAGAAAGAAGAGGCACUCAACUUUCGAGUAGCUAAAACCAACGAGGUUAGCCAGAUUGAGAAGGAACUAGCAGUAGAAAUCAAAGCACUGGAGAAGCAAAAGCAUGAACUUGAAUCACAGUUAAAAAGGGUCAAUACCGACUUGACUUCAGCUCGGCAGAGGAUUCAUAAUGCCAAGGAAGAACGAGAAAACUUCGAUGAAGCAAGUAAUCAGAUUCUAAUGCACUUGAAAAGCCGGGAAGAGGAGCUCUCAAAAUCAAUAAACUCUUGUAGAGUAGAAGCUGAAGUGGUAAACUCUUGGAUUCAUUUCCUCCAAGACACAUGGGUUCUCCAAAGUGCACACACGGAGCAAAAGGAGAAGCAAGUUAAUGGCGAUUUGGAGAGAUACGGAGAUUAUCUGGAGAAUCUAGUCAUGCAUCUUCUCACCGCUUACAAGGAACAAUUGGGACCAGCUGUGACCCGUUUUAGAGGACUUGUGGAGGAGCUGCAUUUGUGUCACGGGCCAGAAGCUGCAACUCCUCCAGACAUUGAUAACCCAAAACGAGUGAACAAAAGGAAGGGCCUGGAAGACGAAUAUCUGGAAUCUGAAGCCAAGAUUAUAACCAUUUUGAGUAUCGUGGAUACUGUGAAAAAGCAAUUCAACUCCAAACAUGAAGGCAUUUAUAGGAAAGACACGGAUGGGACUGACGAGUUAUUCAAUUCGAUUGGGAAAAUCAAGGAGGAAUUCGAGUCGAUUGUAAGACCGACCCUGGAGCGCAGGAUGUCUUCACCAGGUGCAAGAUCACUGUCUCCGUACGACCGCAGGUCUCAUGACGCCACCGCACCUCAGACGCCCCGGCAGUCAGUAAGCGGGGAUACACCGGAAAAGAAAGAAAAGAAGAGGAGGAACAGCAACGGCUUGCCGUUCGUCAACGUGAAUGGGCGUAGAGCCCGCGACCCACGCUUGCAAAUAGAGCUGGAUCAUGAAUCGGACGGCAGGGGGAACUCGCCGGAAGACCUCGGUUUGUGGGAAUGCGACGCCGGAAGGGAGAUAAGACUCACCGGCUGAUCCACCACCACCACCACCAGGUUUUUUAACAGGUCAGUAUUUUUGGCAGUCAAGAAGCUAUCUUGAUGGAUGAUACACAAGAGUAAUUAACCCACAAUAGACUUUUCUGAGUACAAUUUUUCCGGCCGCCGUCGAUGGAGUCUCGCUAACCCACAACAGAAACACAGUAAAAUCCAGUUACCAGCUUAAGCUUAUCGUGGGGCAUUCUUCAUGUCCCAUUUAUACUUGUAAACCGUUAUAUUAAAACGUGUACAUUAUUCGGAAGGAAAAGGUGUAGAAUGUAACGUAGAUCAGUAGUUUUUCGGUUUUGUUUUUGUUUUCUGUCUCUUUCAGUUGUCAGGAUUCCUUGCGUGUAUCACUUAAAUAUGGUAUUUGUUGUCAAGCUGUUGAAAAAACAAUGUUCAAAAACUCUCAUACACGGUGUGAAUCUUAUUGGAUUUAUGAUAUUGGAGAA
Molecule: messenger RNA, 2726 nt
Organism: Linum tenue
Lineage: Eukaryota; Viridiplantae; Streptophyta; Magnoliopsida; Malpighiales; Linaceae
Source: the annotation of a GenBank genome assembly